Alternaria postmessia is the source of this 1092-nucleotide messenger RNA. RefSeq lists its product as uncharacterized. Lineage: Eukaryota; Fungi; Ascomycota; Dothideomycetes; Pleosporales; Pleosporaceae. The record is from RefSeq and is a predicted model, not a curated record. Gene Ontology annotation, molecular function: protein disulfide isomerase activity. Gene Ontology annotation, cellular component: endoplasmic reticulum. Bases 1 to 1092 code for a protein of 363 amino acids. The transcript is spliced from 2 exons. Gene Ontology annotation, biological process: protein folding.
AUGCUUUUCUCCAAAUUAAUACCUGCGGCUAUCGCGCUGCUACCCGCAAUCGCCUCGGCAUCGUCCGUCAUCGACCUCACACCCUCCAACUUCGACGAUGUCGUCCUUAAGUCCGGCAAGCCCGCUCUCGUAGAGUUCUUCGCUCCCUGGUGCGGCCACUGCAAGAACCUCGCUCCCGUUUACGAAGAGCUUGCUACCGUCUUCCAGCACGCUGGAGACAAAGUCAGCGUUGCCAAGGUCGAUGCGGACCAACACAAGUCGCUGGGCAAGCGUUUCGGUGUCUCGGGCUUCCCUACCCUCAAGUGGUUCGACGGAAAGAGCGAUAAGCCUACUGAUUACAGCGGAGGACGUGACCUCGAGAGCUUGAGCAAGUUCAUCACAGAGAAGAGCUCCGUUAAGCCCAAGGUCAAGGGCAAGCUACCCAGUCAGGUCGUCUACUUGGAUGACAAGACCUUCAAGGAGAAGGUUGGAAAGGACCAGGAUGUGCUCGUUGCCUUCACCGCCCCAUGGUGCGGACACUGCAAGACCCUCGCUCCCGUCUGGGAAACUCUCGCCAAUGACUUCGUCACCGAACCCAAUGUCUUGAUCGCAAAGGUUGAUGCCGAAGCUGAGAACUCCAAGGCCCUCGCUCAGGAGCAGGGCGUUUCAUCCUACCCUACCAUCAAGUACUUCCCCAAGGGCUCCACUGAGCCUCUCCCAUACAACGGCGCCCGCGCUGAGAAGGACUUCAUCGACUUCAUCAACGCCAACGCCGGUACCCACCGUGCCGUAGGUGGUGGUCUUGACGCCACUGGUGGCACCAUCGAGGCCUUCAACAGCGUCAUUGAGAAGUUCAAUGGCAAGUGGACUGAUGGUGCUGAGGAGGCCAAGAGCCUCGCUGCCACACUCCAGGACAAGUACGCCGAGUACUACGUCAAGGUCUUCAACAAGAUCGGUGCCAACCAGGAAUACGCUGCAAAGGAGCUCAAGCGCCUGCAGGGUCUCAUUGGCAAGGGCAACCUAGCGCCCGAGAAGAUGGAUGACUUGAUGAGCAGGAGCAACAUCCUGAGGAAGUUCAUUGGUGAUGAUGCAGAGGAGAAGCAGGAGUUGUAG